GAAAUUUCCACUCCAGAAAGGGCGAAAAGAACAGAAAGCAGCUUCUCCAAUCCAUACUUGCCCCCCACCCUGGGUACCUCUCUACAUUCCCAUUAGGGAAGGAGAGAAAGAAAAAGGUGUCUGUCAUUCCAAACAAUUAAGAAAAGAGGGGAAGAUUGGAUGGUUGGCUUGGAGAACAGUGUUCAGAAAGUCCAUAUAUGGUGGGAGAACCUCAAACUCAAGGUACAGUCCAUUGUUUGCAGUGAAGAAGCUGCCAUAGAGAGUAGGAAACUCUGAAGACUCAAAUGAAUCCCAUGGAAGUGCAAAAAGUCAACAUCCAACUUGAUGACCAAAGCAGUAGUGGAGAAAGUGUCCCAGACAGCUAUAUUGAGAUGGUAAAUUCGGUAAAAGCUCCUAUUAAAAGCCAAUUUGCUAAUGAUGAUGAUGAAAGCCAGAAGUUUCUAACAAAUGGAUUUCUAAGCAAAAAAAAAUUGGAAGAUUAUGAUGAAGAACAUCAUCCUGGAACCACAUCUUUUGGAAUGUCAUCUUUCAACCUUAGUAAUGCCAUUAUGGGAAGUGGAAUCUUAGGGCUGUCUUAUGCCAUGGCCAACACUGGAAUAAUACUUUUUAUAAUCAUGCUGCUCACUGUGGCAAUACUGUCUCUCUAUUCAGUUCAUCUUUUACUGAAGACAGCCAAAGAAGGAGGCUCAUUAAUUUAUGAAAAAUUAGGGGAAAAAGCAUUUGGAUGGCCUGGGAAAAUUGGAGCUUUUGUUUCCAUUACAAUGCAAAACAUUGGAGCAAUGUCAAGCUACCUCUUUAUUAUUAAAUAUGAACUCCCUGAAGUAAUCAGGACAUUCAUGGGACUUGAAGAGAAUACUGGAGAAUGGUACCUCAAUGGCAACUACCUCGUUAUAUUUGUGUCUGUUGGGAUUAUUCUUCCACUUUCUCUUCUUAAAAAUUUAGGUUACCUUGGUUAUACCAGUGGAUUUUCUCUAACCUGCAUGGUAUUUUUUGUCGGCGUAGUUAUCUAUAAGAAAUUCCAAAUUCCUUGCCCUCUACCUGACCUGGAUCACAAUGUUGGAAAUGGGACAUACAACAAUACAUUUCUGAUGCACCUCAAGAUGUUACCCAACAAAUCUCAGAUUCCUGAAGUGAAUUUCAUGAUGGAUUAUACUAAUGGGAAUGUUGCAGGUCUAGAUGAGAAGCAGACCAAGGAUUCUCUUCAUAGAAGAGAUGUAGAAUAUGAAGCCCAGAGUAUGGAUAAAUGUCAACCAAAAUACUUUGCAUUUAACUCAAGGACUGCCUAUGCAAUUCCCAUUCUUGCAUUUGCUUUUGUAUGCCACCCUGAGGUUCUUCCAAUCUACAGUGAACUUAAAGAUCGGUCUCGAAAGAAAAUGCAGACUGUGUCAAACAUCUCCAUCACAGGAAUGCUGAUUAUGUAUCUGCUUGCUGCCUUGUUUGGUUACCUUAGCUUCUAUGGAGAAGUUGAAGAUGAAUUGCUCCAUGCUUAUACUAAGGUGUAUACAUUUGACACCCCACUUCUCCUGGUUCGUCUAGCAGUUCUUGUGGCAGUCACACUUACAGUGCCUAUUGUCUUGUUCCCAAUCCGCACAUCAGUGAUCACACUGUUGUUCCCCAAAAGGCCCUUCAGUUGGAUAAGACACUUUCUGAUUGCAGCAGUUCUUAUUGCACUAAAUAAUGUCCUUGUCAUUCUUGUGCCAACUAUAAAAUAUAUUUUUGGGUUCAUAGGUGCAUCUUCUGCUACAAUGCUAAUUUUCAUUCUUCCAGCUGCUUUUUACCUUCGACUUGUUAAAAAAGAACCUUUAAGAUCACCUCAGAAGAUUGGGGCUGCUGUUUUUCUUGUGGUAGGCAUCAUCUUUAUGAUUGGAAGCAUGGCACUCAUUAUCAUUGACUGGAUUUACAAUCCUCCAAAUUCCAAGCAUCAUUAAUCCAAGCAAAAAUUAUUUUGCGUUCUGGAAAUGACUGUGUUCUGCUCUUACAGACCAUUUUGAUGUCUAUAUUGGAAUGUUUUCUAGUGAAAAUUAUAUGAAGAAUACAAAUAAUUUCUCCAUUAAUAUCAAUAUAUCUUUGGAAUAUUAAAUCAUCAUUUUUAAACAAAAAGUUUUUUAGUAUUUAAAACCCAUGGAGAAGAGCCCUACCUUGGUUUAAAUCAAGAAAUUCAAGAUGACAAAAACAUUUUUACUGCUGCAUGUGCAGAGUAAGCUUUCAUAUGCAUGGUCAUCAAGAAAUCUGUUUCUCCUCCAGAUUUUGAUUAACAGCACUUCUUAGAACACCCAGAAAUAUCCUCCUCCUCUCCAACCUGCUGGCUCUUCACUCCCAUAAAAUCUAAUGGAACUGUUUUUUAUAACACAACUACAUUGUCACAAUUCAUAAACUACCCUGUUUCACAAGAAGGAUCAGUCACUAGAGUCUAAAACUUGGAGCUCCAUCAAUAUUUGUAGAAUGAAUGAGUCAUCAUGGCAUAUUUUGUCCAGCCUGUCAGUGACACUGAAUCACAUUUAUCAAACAGAAAAAUAAUCUUCAGGCAAUGGAUUUGUCACAAUUGUUAGGAGACCUGAUUGAAUUCUAAGAGGGGCUUUAAAAACUACAAAUCCACAGGAACAGUCAUUUUAUCACAAAAAAAAAUUGUACAGUCCAGAAGCAUCUACUUUAUUUUUAUUGUUAUUUGUCAUAAGCCCCUUGUAAUAUAUGUGAGUUAUGUCACUGAACAAGUGCUAUCCUUCUUGUCUUCCAUUCUAAUUCAUUAGGUUUUAAGAGACCACAGAUAUGUGGGAAUAAAUGGGAACCAGUAGUGCAUGAUGAAUUUUUAUUUGAAAACAUUCAGCGCAGGAGGCCGUCAUUUGCUUUUUGUUCAUGUAUAUAAUCCUUUUCUGUACUUACCUUAAUGUUAACAUAUGGCACUUUAUUUUUAUUUUUUACAUGUGUAGCUCUUAUUUUUUUUCGUACUUUGGGGAAGAAUAGAUUAGUGAGAUAAAAAGUGACUUUUUAUGUUUUCUGUUUAUUGGGAGAGCUUUACGUUUUAAUACCCAAGUUAGAAUUUAGCACAAUGUUCUCAAAUGUUUACAAUAAUCAGCUAUGCGAAAAAUUCCUUUUCUUAAAAUAAUUGCCAAUACUAAGAUUUUUUUUACUUUGGACAUCUAAAAUCAGAUUGAAUAAAUUUAAGUUUGGACAGAUGUUUACAGAUUCAUUAAUCUUACCAAAUUGAAUGCUUUGCUGUGAAAAUAACAGAUAUCUUUAUCACUGAAUGUAAAACUGUGGAUGUAUACCAUUAGAUCUGGAGGAGACUUAGAGAUCUUCUAGUCUAACCUCUUUAUUUUGCAGAUGAGGAAACUGUUGCCCACAGAGGUUGUCUGAGAUUGGUUACUCAGCUAGUAAUUGGCAAAACUAGAAUCUGAACCUGAUUCCAAAGCUGGUGCUAUUUUUAGUAUAUGACACUACUCAGUUCUUUCAAUUUCUUUACAUUUCUCCAAUGAGAGAAAGUAGUCCUAUAAUGGUAUUUUAGUGAAAAAUUCACUACCCUGUAUUUUGAAGUUCCACUAUUAAAAUUUUUUUCACUUGAAAAACAAGCACACAUUUUAUAUUUCAAAAUGUAUUUUAAUAAAGUAAAAAAGUAAGGUCCUCUAGCUUAAAAAUAGAAUUAUUAUUAACUAUUUUUAAAGUGAAAAGUUGUUUUGAAAAAAGUGAUCCUGAACUAUAUAAUUUCAUGUUCUAUUUUUAGUAGUGUAAUACUAUAAAUGAAUGCAUUUUGUUGUGGAAAGAGAAUGUUUGUCUAUAAGUUGCCAUAAUUUAGGGUUCUUGUUAGUAGAAAUUGAUUCAGUGAAUGGCGUCUUCAAAGUAUUUGCCCAACUUUGUAUGUGUGUGUUUUAAGCUAUCAAAAGAGCUUGGAAACAGAUUUACCAUCCUAGUGUUUAAUCUGAGCUCUAUCUGUGUGCAAUUUGAGUUUUUAUCUGAACUUUAAAUGUGAAUUAAAAUAUUAAAACAAA
Messenger RNA from Monodelphis domestica (gray short-tailed opossum), 3983 nucleotides. It is a transcript of the gene SLC38A4, whose product is annotated as solute carrier family 38 member 4. Gene Ontology annotation, cellular component: plasma membrane. NCBI's taxonomy places the organism in Eukaryota, Metazoa, Chordata, Mammalia, Didelphimorphia, Didelphidae. Gene Ontology annotation, biological process: amino acid transmembrane transport. The record is from RefSeq and is a predicted model, not a curated record. Gene Ontology annotation, molecular function: L-amino acid transmembrane transporter activity.